Molecule: messenger RNA, 218 nt
Organism: Sphenostylis stenocarpa
Lineage: Eukaryota; Viridiplantae; Streptophyta; Magnoliopsida; Fabales; Fabaceae
Source: the annotation of a GenBank genome assembly
AUGCCCCAAAAUGAUUUUUGGAGGAUACAUAAAGUUUCUGACAAUCGAAGGGGAGAAACAAGCAAGUCAAACACAAAAGCAAGCGAGAAAUUGAAUGUGGAAAGAAACCCUAACCUUCGCGACAAAGAGAGGAGUAAAGGGAAAUCGUGCGACACUAGGUGGGGAUUACGCAAGGCCACGAUCGCUCAAGUGGUUGCCACCAGGGAGCUUGGACAAAU